CGGUCAGUCCCGCCCGAGCAAGCAUGUCGUUCGUAUCGCGUUAACAAGCCGAAUUCUCAUAAUUCACAACCAUCAUUCACACUGCACCGGUACGUUAGACAAUCAUCAACGCACAAUUUAUUCAAAAGUUCAUUAUUUAGUCUCUCGUUCCUAAUUAUUAUACAACAAUCGCAGUAUUAAUUCCACGAUGGUGAUGUGUAAAUUUAUUUAUAAUAUUCCUGCCGGAAACGAACGGCAUUUCUGUUUGUAAAUAUGAGUCGAACUCGGUCGCGUUUCAUUAUUGUUCCCAGUCACUUGGGCCAAUUGACCUCGCUUUAAGAUCGUGCCGUGCUCACCAUUGGACCUUUUAUUUCUAUUUCUUUUUUUUUCCUUAUACCCUACGCUUUCCAUCCUCUGUGUUUAGGCUUCCUGACAGUGGUACUCUUUACGUGGGUUAAGUAAAAAGAAAAAAAAGUAGAAGACUCGUAAAUCCUAAAAGAUGUCUCGCUGGCGCAGUGGCUAUCUGUUGUCCAAGAUAACAGAGCAGGAGGAUCAGGAAGGAUCAUUAAGAAAAUCAAAAUCACCUGAAUUGAUGUCGCCGAUUGCAAGUAUCGUGCGAGGACUGAGCAGAUCGACUCUGUCUUCCGGUGAUACACCAAAGUCGGGUUCGAAGACCAGAUCAAAGUCGACGCCAAGGGCGUCGCGACGCACGGACCACGUGCAGUGUCAUGGCAGCGCUGAGAUCGAUUCCACUGAUAAGAAGAAUAGCCGUCCUGCUCGUGACGACUGGCUCUUCAAAAAUGCCUUCAAAAUUAAAAGUACACCCGAAGGUCCCUUGAAGUGUAAAACUAAAGGAAGGCGGCUGCUUGGUAUGGCGUCGCGACGCAUCUCCAGCCCGGACACUGUGCUUCCAUCUACCGACAAGGAAAACAGUCCUGCUCUCAUCAGUCCUAAAAUCUCGAGUCCGCAGAAGAUUCUUGACAAGAUCUUUAAGUCACGCUGCCCUCUGGAGGAUUAUGAUCCUAACAGUCAAGAUAGUGGUUACGGUGUGAGCUUCCCUGAGAAGGAGGAUUCGUUGAAGAACAGAGAUGCAUUCCGCUUUGCAGAACCUCUUGCUGUUGCUCCACGAAGACUCUCAUUGGAAUCCCGUAGUCCUGUGCAAAGCCCGGUGCGAUCCUCACCUAGAAGACGAUGUAUCAGACCAUUCGUUGUUAGAAGGCUGUCAUCGGGAUACGAGAGUACUGACGACGGUUUCAACGACCUCAUCGACAUGGAUACCUUUGAUGAGACAACUCAGCUACCAAAUGGGAUUUCAAAUCUUCUCUCGGGUCACAUCGUCUCCGAGAAGCCAAUGGAGUGUGACAUUGCAACCACGCCUGAGUAUCACAGAACUAAGCCUUCCUUGGGAAGAUCUCUGUCUCUUCAGGGUAGGAUUGAGAAGACUACGACGCCUGUAUCGAAGGUGCGCUCGUGCCUCUUCCGGUCACCGAACGCCACUUCAUCGACGGCCAAGCUCACCUUCGACGAGAAUCCACGCAGUGGUUCAAUGAGUGCUCCAGACUCGCCGCCGUCCAGGUCUUUCAAAAGACCAGAACCACCCACUGACGCCAGUCCAGUCCUAGUCAAGAGAUCCAGGAAGUCAACUAGCCUCCAGGACAUACCCGAGAUAUCUAGUCCUAAGCCAGUACUCCAGAGAAGUAUAUCUGACACCGAGGCUCAUGCUCAUAUCAAGUAUGCAAUCCACCGAAGUACUACAGAUGCUGAUCUCACAGGAGACUUCAGUAAAUCCUGCAUUCUACCACUAGCCGAAGGACAACAUGAAGACCUUAAAUCUAUUAGUGCCACUACGUUAGCUAAGCUGAUACAUGGUGAAUUUUAUGACAGAGUUGGAUCUUUCAAGAUUGUGGACUGUCGUUAUCCUUAUGAAUUUAAUGGUGGACAUAUUGAAGGAGCCAUGAAUCUUUAUAACAAGGAACUCAUUAAGAAGGAACUUCUGGAUCCACUAACUCAUGCACCACAGAUUCAUCCUGACUCAAAUAAGAGGAACAUUUUGGUCUUCCAUUGUGAGUUCUCCUGGGAGAGAGGUCCCAAUUUGUCUAGAUUUCUGCGUAACAUUGAUCGACAACGGAAUAAGGAACAUUAUCCAGCUCUACACUAUCCUGAAGUUUACCUGCUUCAUGGUGGCUAUCGGCAGUUCUAUCAGGAACAAAAAAACCUCUGCUCACCUCAAGGUUAUAGACCGAUGAGGCAUCCUGAUCAUGAGGCAGAUCUGCGACAGUUUCGCAGCAAAAGCAAGAGCUGGCAAGGAGAGAAAUCCAGACUGAGUGGAUUAACUGCCAGGGCGAAUCUCAAACGACUUGGAUUCUAAAGAAACUUUAGAGUCUUAUAACCACUGCCAAGUAGGAAUUAAUAUUCCCUGAAGAAAGGAGUGAAGACAUUCCGGAUUCUUCAUUAAUGUUAAUCCUUCUGUUUCUGUGCAAAAGUCUUGACACCCCUUAAUGAAAAUAUUUUGUAAAUAGUUGCUAGUGUCGCCAAUAGAGUCGAUCGCGAAUUAAAUUACAAAAACAAGUAUAAUGAACGAAUUAGUGGAAUAUGCAAGUGGAGUAACAGACGCGUGCAAUAUUUUUGGUAUCAGUCACUUGUUAGUAGCGUUAGCUGCCUGUGGCGCCACGGUGGCCAAUGCGAGAAGGACAAACAGUUUUGCGGCUUGGCGGUAGACCCAAGAGUUUUUUUAAUGCUUCUAUUUCUCGGGCGGGCAUCCCACUGUACAGAUCAGCCUGCCCUGGCUUAUUGUUUCCUUCUCGCAGAAAGCGUCCAAUUUUAAUUACUUCACAACAAAAUCCUUUAGGUAUUAUCCAUUAUUCUUAUACUUGUCAACGCGAUUCUCAUUGUUACUUUUGACGAUAUGUAUAUUGUAAGAUAUAGAAAAUGAUUAUUUUUUUGUCUUUUCGACGAACGCGCCUAGAUUAACGGAGUAUUCGAUGAAAUGUGCAAAGUUCUUUUUGAGAGAUAUUAUGUGUAAAAUAAAGUAGGAGUAGCCCUCCGUUAUAUUCUAUGUACUUCCUUGUACUGUAUUAUAGUAUAAUGAAAUAAAAUUAAAAAGCGAUUUACUGUUUUACAUUA
Molecule: messenger RNA, 3102 nt
Organism: Cephus cinctus (wheat stem sawfly)
Lineage: Eukaryota; Metazoa; Arthropoda; Insecta; Hymenoptera; Cephidae
Product: M-phase inducer phosphatase
Exons: 5
Coding region: 479-2347 (622 amino acids)
Biological process (GO): positive regulation of G2/MI transition of meiotic cell cycle; protein dephosphorylation; positive regulation of G2/M transition of mitotic cell cycle
Cellular component (GO): cytoplasm; nucleus
Molecular function (GO): protein tyrosine phosphatase activity
Source: RefSeq, a predicted model, not a curated record